Messenger RNA from Sphaeroforma arctica JP610, 338 nucleotides. RefSeq lists its product as hypothetical. The record is from RefSeq and is a predicted model, not a curated record. Lineage: Eukaryota; Ichthyosporea; Ichthyophonida. The transcript has a single exon. The annotation marks the transcript as partial.
AUGUAUACACCGUCACACUAUCUCGCAAAGGAAAAAAUACAAGAUAGCUUUGCGCUAAGCAAAGUAGAGCUUCCCAGACCGCAGCUGGAGGUUGUACAGGUCUUCAUCAACUACAGAGGGUCCCUACCUCGGAUACAAAACUUUGAACUAAAAGAGCGAAUGCCAAAGAUGAUGCUGUGGGACUGCUUAGAUGACGUGUACAGGAAACCAGAGGCCAAAGCUUUCAUCCGCGGGUGCUCAAAGUGCGAUUUCCGCAAACUGCAGUCCAUCUGGGUGCUCUCGGGCUCGGGUGAUGCCGGAAUUAGACUGGCGGAAGGGACCACGGAUAAGAAUAACUG